AUGUUGGCGAAGGCUGUGGCUUGCUGUCCAAGGUUACGGUUUGUGCUGCAGCAUGCUGAUCAAGGCUGUGGUUUGUGCUGCUGGCCAAGGCUACGGCAUGUGCUGCUAGCCAAGGCUACGGCAUGUGCUGCUAGCCAAGGCAGUGCCCUGUGUUGUAGCAUGCUAGUCAAGGUUUUGGCUUUCUGGCCAAGGCUGUGGCCUAUGCUGCUCGCCAAGGUUGCGGCCUAUGCUGCUGCAUUUGUGGCCUGUGCUGCUGCUUGGGCUGCUGCCCUGGCUGUGGCCUGUGCAGCAGCCAGUGCUGCUACCUUGGUUGCGGCCUGGGCUGCUACCUUGGCUGUGGCUUAUACUUCGGUCCGUGCGACUGCCUUGGCUGCAGCCUAUGCUGCUGCCUUAGCUACUACCUUAGCUAGGACCAGUUCUAUUGCCUUGGCUGCAGCUUGGGCUACUGCGGUGUCUGCGGCCAGUGUUGUGGGCACAACCAGUGCUACUACCUUGGUUGCGGCCUGGGCUGCUGCCUUGGCUGCGACUUAUACUUCGGUCCGUGCGACUGCCUUGGCUGCAGCCUAUGCUGCUGCCUUAGCUACUGCCUUAGCUAGGACCAGUUCUAUUGCCUUGGCUGCAGCUUGGGCUACUGCGGUGUCUGCGGCCAGUGUUGUGGGCAGUGUUGUCGCCUUGGUUGCGACCUGGCCUGGCCUCUGCUGCUACCUUGGCCUGGCCUAUGCUGCUACCUUGGCUGCAGCCUAUGCUGCGACCAAUGUUGCUUCCUUGGUUGUGGCUUGGGCUGUGGCCAGUGCGGCUGCCUUGGCUGCAGCCUAG
Messenger RNA from Camellia sinensis, 816 nucleotides. NCBI's taxonomy places the organism in Eukaryota, Viridiplantae, Streptophyta, Magnoliopsida, Ericales, Theaceae. The record is from RefSeq and is a predicted model, not a curated record.